UCAGAUCUCAAUUGCUAUCUGCAAGAGCUGGAACCUCAUCUCUAAUCCCUCACUACUGACCACCCCUGAAGAGCAAGAUGAAGUUAAAAGUGUUUGCUGAUCGCGGGUCUCAGCCAUCACGGGCAGUUCUCAUACUCUGCAAGGCUAAUGGGAUUGAGUUUGAAGAAGUCCAAAUCCAGCUGGCUAAAGGGGAGCACAAAUCUCCUGAAUACGAAGCAAUCAAUCCCAUGAAGCAAGUCCCAGCAAUAGAAGUUGAUGGAAAAUUCAGGUUUUUUGAGAGUCAUGCUAUCCUUCGAUUUCUGGCAACUGCUUUUCCUGGAAUUGCAGAACAUUGGUAUCCUGCAGACGUGUUCAAAAGAGCACAGAUUGACUCAGCUUUAGAUUGGCAUCACUCCACUAUACGACGGGGUUCAGGUGCUAAUCUUUGGUUUUGAAUAACUAUUCUUGUUCUAUCUGUGGUCUGGUGUUAUUGGAAAGCUAUUUGUCACCAAAUUACAAAAAAAAUUAAACAGGGAAUUGUAGGGUGAAUCUUGAUAAUAAUAUAAGAAAGAUCUGGGAUGGUUUUGAAUGAGCUCAAUUUUCCUUGUGGGAAUUCUGGGUUUUGACAUCCACCUCUCAUAUUUUGAACAAAAAGACAUGAGAUGAAUGAGUGGUACAUUGUUCUCGUCUCCUUGCUAGAGUCACUUAACAGACUGCAAAAGAUGAGUAUAUAUGAGGGUCGCUUAACACUUAAACGUCCAUGACCAAUUGGGCAAAAAUGUCGAAACAAGCAAAUACUUUGAACUUAUUAUCAAAACCCAAGUGCAGCAUGUGAAGAAGUCUAAGAAUCAUGGUAGAGUUACUGGAUAUAGUAGAAAUCUUAGUCUGAGUAAGCUGGCCUGUUCCUAAAAUUUGGCAAUUGGAGCAGUAAAUGUUUGUUGGCCGCCCAUCCCUUAUUGAAGAACUGCAGAAGGAAAAAUUAAUCUUUUUGAAUAACUGGAUUUUUGUCUAAAAAUGACCCAGUUACAUAUAGAGCAGUCUCAUUUUUAUUUUCCGUCUUCAUGAUCAGCACUGUUUACCUGUUAAUGUUGUACCGCAUUCUGAAGUAUGCUUAUCUUGACAGUUGG
This is a messenger RNA of Coffea arabica (coffee), 1106 nucleotides long. The record is from RefSeq and is a predicted model, not a curated record. NCBI's taxonomy places the organism in Eukaryota, Viridiplantae, Streptophyta, Magnoliopsida, Gentianales, Rubiaceae.